Molecule: messenger RNA, 1083 nt
Organism: Glarea lozoyensis ATCC 20868
Lineage: Eukaryota; Fungi; Ascomycota; Leotiomycetes; Helotiales; Helotiaceae
Exons: 1
Coding region: 1-1083 (360 amino acids)
Source: RefSeq, a predicted model, not a curated record
AUGUUGGAAUCAGGACACAUACAUGUGCACGAAGUCGAGAAACACCAAUCAAUAUGCUUCCUAUUGGAAACUGAGAUGUAUUCAUCAACAGGAGAUCCAAGGAGGUACAGCUAUGCGUGUGAUGGUACGCAGAUAUACUCGGUCGGGGGCUGGGGUUUGAUGACUCCCACUUCGCCUCCUGUCGAUAGAGGAUAUUUCGCGGGGGCAUUCGUACCGUCGAGUCCGAUGCCAAAUUAUGGUUUCCAGUCUCCGAACAGCUAUGGAAGUCUUAUCAGUCCUCCGACACAACCGAUGUUCCGUCAAAAUAUCUUUGAAGACUACAACCCCCGAUACAUAGAAGAUUUGAGAACAGAGAGAACAUAUCUUCUCAACACUCUUCGGAUUGAGAAUGAGAGGGCAAGAGAAUUACUUAACCGCGUCCCACUGCUCGAAUGUGGUGUGGUGGAUAAUCAAGUCCCGCAGAUGCGACGGAAGAUGAGGAAACAACUGGGUUGGAUACGACAUCGGCUUAAUGAGACAAAUCAACAGGAACAGGCGAUUAUGGCUAGGUUGGGGCAGUUGAUGGAGCAGAUUCGCCUGGCGGAAAACCGGAGAAUACAGAUGGAGAUGGAGAGCUUUAAUUUCCAGUGCAUGCACGAUACUGCUGUUAACAAUAUGCAAUCGUUGCAUCUUGAUCCUAGGACACCGCAUUUCCAUCCUGAAGGGGGGUAUCCAUUCCCAGUUAUUACUGAAGUUGUUGAGAAUGACAGCUACAACGAUGGAGCAGGGCCGAGUGACGAGCCGCCUCCACAAAAGGAUGAUGGUCAUAACAAUUCCAUUGACGAAACUUCCAGCGCGUUGACAAAGGAAGAGAAAGAAUUGAUAGUUCAUGGUACAGUUGGAGGAUCCGAACAUGUCAUAAACAAGAGACCCGACCUGUCACAAAGAUCAUCCUCAAUUUCCAUCGAAGAGCGGCUCUUCGAUGACGGAUUCGGUGGAGAGCAAAUACAAGAGCAGAGAAGACAUAGUCUGCCAACACUACCGGGAGUCUCGCAGAUAUGGGCGCCUCUGGAAAGCGAGAGAAGGGAUAUGAUGGAGGAGUGA